Messenger RNA from Lethenteron reissneri (Far Eastern brook lamprey), 3622 nucleotides. It is a transcript of the gene PIWIL1, whose product is annotated as piwi like RNA-mediated gene silencing 1. Lineage: Eukaryota; Metazoa; Chordata; Hyperoartia; Petromyzontiformes; Petromyzontidae. Gene Ontology annotation, molecular function: RNA binding; protein binding. The record is from RefSeq and is a predicted model, not a curated record.
ACAACGCGCGGGGCCGCACGUGGACGCACUCCUCGUCGACUGCGAAAAUUUCCUCUUCAUAAAGUCGCGGGCGAAAACUUAAGGCGGCCUCAAGAUGAUGCCUGGGAGGGGCCGCGCGCGUGCCCGCGGGCGCGGCCGUGGCGACGAGGCCGCACUACCUCCUGCGCAUGCGCAAGGCGAUGCCGGAACUGCGUCCGCUAUGGCUCAACCGCCACCGCUCGCUUCACAACUCGGGGACGUUGAAUCUGCGAGUGACCUUUUUGGCAGAGGUCGCCAGAAAGCCACCAUGCCCUCUACCAGGAAGCCAGUCACAGAUGUAUCUUUAGUGUCAGCAGGCAUGGAGGGGCUGAUGGUAGUGGAUCGCGGGGGCCGCCGUCGUGGCCAGAUGCAGACAAUGGAUGUCGGCUUGAUGACUCGCCAGACAAUGGAACAUGUCCGUCAGUCUAAGACUGGCUUGUCGGGUCAGCCGGUCAAACUACUGACUAACUACUUCAAGUUGUUGUCACGGAAGACGUGGAUGGUAUAUCAGUACCACGUGACAUUCAGCCCAGAGCUGGAAUCCAAACGACUGAGGAUUGCGCUGUUGCAUGAACAUAAUGAGCUGCUCGGUGAAACGCGAGCCUUUGAUGGCUGCAUUCUCUACUUGCCCAAGAAACUCGAGAAGGUGAGUGAGGUAUGGAGCCAAACAAGACAGGAACAGAAGAUAAAGAUCACCAUCACUUUGACCAACGAACUCCCACCAUCAUCACCGACUGCCAUUGUGCUGUUUAACAUCAUCUUUCGCAAGGUGCUGAAGAUGGCCAACAUGCAACAGAUUGGACGCAACUACUACAAUCCAGAUGAUGCAUUCACCAUUCCACAGCACAGGUUACAUGUCUGGCCUGGUUUUGUCACCUCCAUCAUGUGCUACGAGUCCGAUGUGAUGCUCUGCGCAGACGUCAGCCACAAGAUCCUCCGGAAUGAGUCCGUUCUGGAUUUCAUGUACACCUUGUAUGAGCAAAUUGGAGAGCGAAAUUUUCAUGAUGCUUGCCAAAAGGAGCUUGUUGGCCAAGUGAUACUCACAAGGUACAACAAUCGGACUUACAGAAUUGACGACAUCUCUUGGAAUAGAAAUCCAAACAUGACCUUCAUGAAGUCGGAUGGCACAGAGAUAACCUACCAUGAAUACUACACAAAGCAAUACAGCCUGGAAGUGAAGGACAUGCAGCAGCCACUGCUGAUCAGCCGCCCAAAGCGCAAGGACUCGGUGGGGAACAAGGUGGAGAUAGAGCUGCACCUGCUGCCUGAGAUCAGCUAUUUAACAGGUUUGAGCGACAAAAUGCGUUCAGAUUUUCAUCUCAUGAAGGACCUUGGCUUGCAAACACAAGUUUGCCCAGACAAGAGGGCAAUGACCACGCAGAAAUUCAUUGAAAAACUCCAAUCGAAUCCGGAGACUUGUAAUGAGUUUGCAAAGUGGGGCCUGUCAUUCGAUCGGCAACUGCUGAGCUUGACUGGUCGCGUGGUGACUUGUGAGAAGCUUUAUCAGAAAGAUCAAUCGUACCAGUAUAACCAAAGACAGGCAGACUGGUCGCGGGAGUCUCGGAACAUGAAGCUGAUGACGCCCAUCUCGUUGGAAGAAUGGAUGUUGCUUUUCACGCGGAACAACAGCAAUGAAGCUCGUGCCAUUGUACAGAACCUGAUGCAAGUCGGCCCACCCAUGGGCAUGCACAUCAACAAGCCAGAAAUGUUUGAAGUUCAGGAUCGCGCACAGUCAUUUGUGCAAACCUUGCAGCAGAAUUUGAACCAUCACACCCAGAUUGUUAUGUGCGUACUGCCAUCGGUCCACAAGGGAAAGUAUGAUUCGAUCAAGCAGUUCCUGUGUGUGGAACGACCGUUCCCCAGUCAAUGUGUUCUCGCCCGGACACUCAGCAAGCCACAAAUGAUAAGGAGCGUUGCGACAAAGAUCGCAUUGCAGAUGAACUGCAAGCUUGGUGGAGAGCUGUGGGGCGUUGAGAUUCCCAUUAAGCAGUUGAUGGUGGUUGGAGUGGACUCGUGCCAUGAUUCUGUUACACGUGGGCAGUCUGUCUGUGGCUUUGUAGCAAGUCUCAACCAAACUAUUACCAGAUGGUACUCGCGUUGCAUUUUCCAGCAUGCUGCUCAGGAAAUGAUUGAUGGACUCAAAGUUUGCAUGCAAUCGGCAGUCAAACGGUGGCAGCAGAUCAAUCGCACUCUGCCAAUGCGCAUCGUGUUAUACCGUGACGGUGUGGGGGACGGACAGCUGAGUGUGGUAGUCAACCAUGAGGUUCCCCAGCUACUCGACUGCCUCAAGAGCCUCGGCACUGACUACACACCCAAAGUCACUGUGGUGGUGGUGAAAAAGAGGGGCAUUGCUCGUUUCUUUGAGUUUGGAAGGAGCGGAGUGCAAAAUCCAUCGCCCGGCACGGUCAUUGACACCGAGGCUACGCGUCAUGAAUGGUAUGACUUCUUCCUCGUGAGCCAGUCGGUGCGCCAGGGCACCGUGACACCCACGCACUACAAUGUGGUGUACGACACCAGCAACAUGAAGCCUGACCACAUGCAGCGGCUUGCCUACAAGAUGUGCCACCUUUACUACAACUGGCCGGGUGUCAUCUGCGUGCCAGCACCCUGCCAUUAUGCCCACAAACUGGCCUUUCUUGUUGGGCAAAGCAUUCACAAGGAGCCCAGCCUUGACCUUUCCGAUCGACUGUAUUACCUUUAAGACAUCGUAUCGGGUUCAUGGCUAUGUGUGGUAGUUGGAUGACCAUUUCCGACACGUGUCAGAGGUCCUUUAGAGAAGAAAACAAGUAAUGUUUGCUCAGCUUGAAAGAUAUUUUUAUUUCCAAAGUUGAAUGGUCAAAGCUUAAUUCUGAUUCGAAACGAUACAUUAAACGCAUAUUUUUCUAAAAUAUUGGGAAAAUAACAUGGAAACUGCAAAACAAUGGAGAUAACAUUGUCCAUUUUACAUCCCGUUUUGUAGCAACAGUCCCAUUACCGAUUUUGUAGUGGUUUUGUUUUUGUAUGUGGUUUAUUGUCUAAGCAUUCGGUAAUUUACAAUUUGUCCCUCAACCAGCAAGUUAGCAAAGCAAGCAACUUUGACAGUUGUAAAUUGGGCAGGGCCGCCAUGGUGGCGAGAUGUGAACUACCUCGCCUGGUAUACAGGUCGUGGGUUCGAUCCCAACCCCGAUGCCUAUAUAUUUGGAGUUUGCAUGUUCGCUCUGGUUGUGUGCAUUUUUCUCCAGGACCUCUGGUUUUUCCCUCAACAUUUUAUAAACAUGUUUUUAGAUUAUUUGGCUGCUAUAAAUUUCCACAUGAUGAGCCACUUUGUUGCGCUAUCAUUUGUGGCCAGGUCGCUUCUGAAAAAGUGCUAUGUAGAUCAGUGGGCCUUACCUGGUAAUAUCAAAACACCUUAAUAGAACCUUCCAUCAAUUUAUAUUUUCUAUUUUAUUUGGAAUGGAAUCCUGAGGAGCAUGGUAACAUCCUUGAGCCAAUGCUUUGCAUAUGAACUAUUUAGAAUUUACGUGUGGCUGUUGAAAGGCAUUUAUUUCAAAGGAAUGGCAAGAAUUUGUGUCUUCUUGGUUCUUUCGGUAAAGUCACGUAGAAUGGAAAUAAUAAAAAUAAAACA